AUGCCCCAACCCAAAGUCCCCCCCAGCGGCGUCUGGGCCCCAACAAUCACCUUCUUCGACCACACAACCGACACCCUCGACCUCCCCUCCCAAUCGCAAUACUACAGCUACCUCUCCCAAACCGGUCUGGCCGGGCUGGUCGUCCUCGGCACAAACAGCGAGACAUUCCUCCUCACCCGCGAAGAGCGCAAGACCCUCCUCACCACCGCGCGCCAGAGCGUCGGCGACUCCUUCCCCAUCAUGGCAGGCGUCUCAGGGCACGGCACGAAGCAGGUCCUUGAAUUUAUAUCCGACGCUGCAGAUGCAGGCGCCGACUACGCGCUUCUCCUGCCGCCUGCGUAUUUCGGAAAACAGACGACGCCGGAUGUGGUGAGGGGGUUUUUUGAGGAUAUAGCCAGGGAAAGUGUCUUGCCGAUUGUGAUAUAUAAUUUCCCGGCUGUCUGUAACGGGAUUGAUCUUGAUUCUGCAACCAUUGCGGCCCUGGCGAAGAAAUUUCCGGGGAAGAUUGUCGGCGUCAAGUUAACCUGUGGAUCUGUGGCUAAGAUUGUCCGGUUAUCUGCGGAAUUUCCCGCGGAUUCUUUUGGUGCGUUUGCAGGGCAGAGUGACUUUCUUGUUGGUGGGCUUGCUGCUGGUGCGGUGGGCACGAUUGCCGGAUUUGCGAAUGUGUUUCCCAAGACCAUUGUAAGGAUUUAUGAGCUUUAUCGGGGCGGGAAGGUCGAGGAGGCGAUGGAGUUGCAUAGGAAGGCAGCGCUGGCGGAGCAGCCGUGUAAAGCUGGCAUUGCGAGUGUCAAGUAUGCGGCGGCGAUUACGACGGCGAAGAAGGCUGGGAUUCAGGGGGCGCUGGGUAAGUUGAAGCCUCGGAGGCCGUAUACGGAGUUGGAUGAUAAGGGGAAGAUUGCAGUGUUGGAGCUGACGGCGGGGUUGGCGAGUGUUGAGGACGGUUUGUAG
Aspergillus puulaauensis is the source of this 948-nucleotide messenger RNA. Its product is annotated as dihydrodipicolinate synthase family protein. The coding region runs from base 1 to 948 and encodes 315 amino acids. Gene Ontology annotation, molecular function: 4-hydroxy-tetrahydrodipicolinate synthase activity. The transcript has a single exon. NCBI's taxonomy places the organism in Eukaryota, Fungi, Ascomycota, Eurotiomycetes, Eurotiales, Aspergillaceae. The record is from RefSeq and is a predicted model, not a curated record.